ACUACGGUUUCAAGAAUGGCCGCUCGAUGCGCACGCGUACUCGCCGCGCGACGCAACAGUCAUAAACAAGACUGCGUUUUGGUUGACGCUCCUCGCGUCCAAUUAUUGCUUCUACGGGGUUGACGGGGGUAUCUCAGGGGACGCAAUUUCGCGAUUUCGCCGCGUAUUUGUUCACACGAAUGUUCCUGACACCGCGGCAUAGCACGUCGUGAUACAUAAAUUUAGGACACACACUGGCAUGCGGUGACGUCAUCCAGAUCGUUCUAGAAGAAAUUCCGCGAAACAAAAAUGGCGGAUUUGUACGCCAAAUACAACUGCACCUAUUGCCAAGAGGACAUUGCAGGCCUACGUGUUAAGUGCAUUGAAUGUCCUGAAUUCGACCUUUGCUUGCAGUGUUUUUCUGCUGGUGCCGAAAUUGGCCAACACAAAAAUAAUCAUGCCUAUCAGUUUAUGGACUCUGGUACAAUUAGUAUAUUUAAUGGACGUGGUAAUUGGACAGCUAGAGAGGAACUUAGGCUUCUGGAUGCUAUUGAACAAUUUGGAUUUGGCAAUUGGGAAGAUAUCAGUACACAUAUCGAAACACGCACACCAGAAGAGGCAAAGGAAGAAUACAUUGCUAGAUAUCUGAAUGGUAACAUCGGAAAACAUACAUGGCCACCCACAGAGAGUUAUGUACCAAAUCUUACAGAUCAAACCAAGUCUGAUCAUGGUCCAUUGUCACCUGAUCUUACAUCCAAAUUACCACCAUUGGAUAUCACUCCGGAAGAAGCUACACAAUUGGGUUAUAUGCCUCAACGAGAUGAUUUUGAGAGGGUAAUAAUCAAUCUUAAGGAUUAUAACCAUGAAGCCGAAUCUCUCGUUUCUUCAUUAUUCCUGAAUCCUGCUGAGGACGAUGAUCUUGACAUCGCACUUAAAUUGGCGCAAGUUGAUAUGUACACCAAUAAUUUGAGAGAGCGAGCAAGGCGAAAACGCGUCGUAAGAGAUUAUCAACUUGUGUCAGCUUUUUUUGCAUCAUCCAGAAAAGACAAAGGAAUAAAAAAAAAACAUACAAAAGAAGAAAAAGAAUUUAGGGACAGAAUGCGUGUAUUCGCACAGUUUUACACAGCACAAGAGCACGAACAGUUCCUAACAAAUCUCGAGAGGGAAAGAGAAUUGCGCUUACGGCUCUCGGAGCUUUAUCGAUAUCGCGAGCAUGGUAUUACGAGGCACGAAGAAUGUGCUCAUCUAGAACAGGUUCUUGCGCAAACUCAGAGACAAAACGAUACAACGGAUUAUUGGACAGAAAAAAAAUCUGGCAGCAGUGGGCCGUUCACACCAAUACACCGCAGCACCUCAAAAAGAAGAGAAGAAGAAAAAAGUUACCCUUUCAUCGACCGAAAAUACACUAUAAAGCAAGACUUGCCCAGCAAUUCCACAAUCAAUCAAACCUGUCACAGUCGGACGACGAUUCCAGCCAAUCAGUGGGCGGAAUCGGAUAGCAAUCCUACUUCCAGUCAAUCGAUUUGCAGUCCCAAUUCUACCCAAGAAAGAAAAAAUUACAGCGCCGAUACCGCUUACACCCAAGAACGAAAUAUAGAAUUAGAGGCUGCAUCUCAUCUUUUAACACAGCAAGAAAAAACCUUGUGUAUUCAACUUGACCUAGAACCGACUGCAUAUUUGACACAAAAAACAAUGGUAAUAGAUGCAUAUUUGGAAGGUAAUAGAAGAUUGAAUGUUUUAACUCAGUCAGAACGGCAGAGCAAAAUUCUCCAUUAUUUGGUAACUAAUGGCUUGAUUGCAGCUAAUUGAUUAAACAAAAAUUUGCGACGUUAUACUAUUCUAAGUCAUCUUUAAUCUUGCAAGCUAAGUCCUAGAUAUAACUAGAGUUUGAGUCUGAUAUUAAAUAUGUAGAGCAGAUGAGCAAAGAGAUAAAGAGGACAAAUGCUGUUGGUACUUGUUUUACAAUGCUUUCACACAGCAAGAUAUUUCUAUGCAAUGUGAUUUAUUAGAUUGAAUAAAUAUAUAAUAAGGCGCAAUCUAUGAUGUAUCUAUCAUGUCCAUGAUAAAUUUGCGUCGCAAUGCAUUGAGAACUGAUUCUAUGGUGAUAAAUUCUCACCAAGUACUAAUUUCUUUGUUGUCUUUUCUUCAAACUAUAUAAUAUUCAUUAUAAUAGAAAGAAUAAUAGACAAUUUAAUUAAUCGUAAUAAACAUUAAUAAAAUGUUUUAAUCGAAUUUCUAGAAUAUAUUUUGCUUAGUUUUCAGAAUUUUGUGAGUGCUGUUUGAGAGAAUCUCUUAACACUGCCUAUGUAGAGCCAUUGAACAUGUUGCUCAAUUAAUUCUUCCAUUGUACUAUUUCCAUACACAGAUAAUGCUCACGAGCACUCUCUUUUCUAUUUGUUUUAAAUGUCAAAUAUAGUAACAAUUUUUUUUAAUGAAUAUGAAUAGAUUACAUAUAAUUACAAAUUAUAUAUGUAAUUAUGCCUUAAUUCUACUUCUUUAUUAUUAUUAUUAUUAUAUUAUUAUUAAUAUUAUUAUUAUUUGGUAGAUAGUGUAUAUUACAAUUAAAAUAUUGAUAUACACAUUGAGUUAAUCACAAUUAAUAAUGUAAUGUAUAAAAAGAAUUUUCUCGUUUCACAAAAAACUUAAAGUAAUAAAUUGAUUGAUUUAUAUAAUUUAUAUAAUUAAAAUAUUACAAUAUAUAUUUUUUGUGUUUUACAAAUUAUAUGCAAGGCAUAGUUGUAUAAUUAUCUGUAACUAUAUAUAUGUAAUCUAUUUAGUGAUUGGCGAUUGAAGAAUUCUUUCAUUUGCAUUAAAAAAAAAAAUUUCUUAUUGAUAAAGAAUGGUACAAAUACUAUAACACAUGGAACAUCGAUAAUAUAGAAUGCAUGAUAUUAGAUAAUUUAUCUGUCACUUUGUGUGGCAUUUGUAUAUAUGCUGAAAGAGUGAUACUUUCUUAGUGAUAAUAUAUUGUAAAGCACAAAUUAUUACAAUUCCAUGGCAUAUGAAAUGUCAUCAUUAUCAUUAAAAUUUAAAAUUAAACUUGCAAUAGCAAAGAAAAAAACAUUUAAAAGAGAGCUUUGAGAACAUAAUUAUUUUUUGCCACUUUUAAUAUAGAAACCAAAGUGUAUGAAAAUGUUCCUUUCAAAAUGAUGUCACUUAAUUGCAUGUAGAUGUAUUCUAAAUUUUGCAACGUACACCAAAAUUGUCUCCAUAAGAAGCCAUUCAUUUAAAUAUUUCUAAACGAUAUGUAUGAAUAUUUUUACAUAAAUCACAUAUAAUCAAAAGUUAUUUUAGCAUAUUUAAAAUAUUAUUAGGAAAAAUGAAAAUUCUAAUAUGAAAAUGUCAAAAUCGUGAUAGAUUUUAAAUAGGAAACGAUUAAAAUGUAAGAAUCAGAAAAUUGGCAUUUUGUAUGCUGAAGCAAAAUAUAUGGAAAUGGCUUCCAUGAAUCAAACUCUUUUUGAUGACAUUAAAGUGUAAAUAUUCAAUGAGAUUUCCAUCAUAUUUGUCCGCUUCGUGUAAUAAUAUCGAUUAAAUAUAAUUUUUUUAAUAAAAUUCAUUAAAUGUUAAACCUUUAUAAAUAAUAUAUUUUUAUCGUAUUUUAUCAAUGUAUACUUUGUUACAGUUAAUUAUCGAUAAUUAUAAUUUAAAUGUAUAAAGUGUAAAUAAUUUAUGUGUAUAUAUUUAGUAAUUUAUCGAUUGCGCGAUAUUAUUAUAUGAAACAAAUAAACAUAGUUUGCAUAUUUAGAAAAA
Molecule: messenger RNA, 3729 nt
Organism: Cataglyphis hispanica
Lineage: Eukaryota; Metazoa; Arthropoda; Insecta; Hymenoptera; Formicidae
Gene: Ada2b
Product: transcriptional adapter 2B
Exons: 10
Coding region: 289-1788 (499 amino acids)
Biological process (GO): regulation of transcription by RNA polymerase II; chromatin remodeling
Cellular component (GO): SAGA-type complex; nucleus
Molecular function (GO): zinc ion binding; transcription coactivator activity; chromatin binding
Source: RefSeq, a predicted model, not a curated record